AUGGCUUAUUUUGACGAGACAGAUUAUCCGUCUGGCCCUGUUAUGGCUGACCCUGAUAACGACCGAUUUCGGUUGGGGCGUGAGCUCGCGCGUGACUUCCAGUCCAAUUCGUUCUCUUCGUCUUCUCAUGGUAGUGGUCGUCACAACAACGAUGACAGCGGCACGCUCGAUUCGUUCGACAUUUCAAACGACGCGCAAGGGAUGUCCACUCGCAAAAUCGACAUGCUUCAACAAACACCAACAAUAAACACCCAACUGCUGAACCAAUUUCCCGACUUUUCGAUGGCUGGAAACGAUAUAACCGAAGACAGCAUGGAGGUUGGACGUGGAGCUAACAGAAAUAAUAAUAAUAAAGCCGGAUUAGAUGAUAGCCUUCGGUCAAUCGACUUUUCAUCUCACCAUCCCUUCUCGAUCGGUGGAAGCACUCGAAAGUCGGGUGGGAAACUUUUCUCCAAUGUGCCCGCCGAGCGAAAAAACAGCUCCGGAAGUGCGCACUCAGAUGAGCUUCGAGGCUCAAUUCAAACCGCUGGUAACAAAGGCAAAGAGGUUGAGGCGCGAACAGGCGCGGCCUCGAAUGGGCAGAGACUAGGAAGCAUGAUUAACUUUGAUCUGUCUCAGCUGGACGUUUCGACACCACAAAACAAUAGACGGACGAAGACAAGUGGAGUAAAGGUUGGAGAUUUUGUAUCCAGCAGCAGCGGCGGCUCACAAUCGCGCUUCCCCGGUAUCCAACGAACCCUCGAACGUGACGCUGAAGGAUCCGGUUCCGAUGCCGGCAGCAUUAAACGUCGAGGUGGUUUCGGAAAUGCGCGUUUCGGGGGUUCCCCCAAGCCCCGACAAACUAAGGCAACUACGAAGGAGAAAGGUGUCGCCCGUAUCCCGGAAACAAACGGAAAUGACCUCACAGACGAUCUUCCUGCAAUGAUUGCUAAGAGUCGAAAACAACCAGCAGCGAAAAUCCCCCAGAACUUCAAGUCUACAGAUGCGUUCUUGCAUGAGCUUGGUCUGGAAGGUAACACAACAUCUACGGAUGUAAAAAGUAAGCUUCAACAGCUCAAGAACUAUAAUCCGGGCAAACGAGACAACAUAACUGCGGGAAUUACACAGCAAUCUUUCAUGCUUCCGGAAAUGUCGGACUUGUCAGAGCUUAUCUCUGGUUAUCCUGGAGACGCAACUAGAAUGUCAAUGAAGAGGGGACCGUUCGGCAAUACCAAGGACCAUAGGGCUAUCGACUCUAUCCCAAUACCCCACGAUGAGCGUGCAAUCUUAAUGGCGAUGAGACUUCUCCAGGAGAAAGUCGCGAAGUUGGAAGAAUCUAAGGCAGAGGCUGAACAUCGUUGCAUGAGACUCGAGACUGAGCUCCGAAGGAGUGAGACACGCACUCAAAUGGAACGACAGAAGUCAAGGGCAGUUGGGGAGAAUCUUGAGCGAAAGCGCAGCGGCGAUAGCGCUUUUGGUGGUAGUGAUGAUGGUGAUUCGCAGGAGAGAAUGAGGGAGAAAGCCAAAUUAGAGCUUCAAAUGGAGAAACUCAAACUUGAAAGCGCAGUCAAUAGCCUCCACACACAGCUUGAUAGGUCUACACGAGACCUCGAGACCGCCAAAAUUGCACUGAAGCACAUGCAGGAGGAGCGCAACCACGCUGUCAAUUCUGUGGCAAUGGCAAUCGCUAAUAACGAAGACCUCAAAAACACCAUACUAGAGCUCCAGACAGAAAUUCAGAGACUACGCCAAGAAAUUCUUGAGCAAAGUAAGCUGCUCGGGCUGGAACGUGAGGAAUGGAAAGAGCGAGAAGACCGUCUGAGACGAAAAGCCAAGGUAGCCAAGGAGGCUGCAAUGAACGCAGAGGAUGUGAUGAAUGAGGCCGCAAAGCGCGAUGCGAUCACCGCUGCGGCGGCAGAGAAGGCAGAGAGGGAAGCCGCAAAGGCAGGAAGGAAGGAGCAGCGCGCCAGGGAGAAGGAGGCAGAAAGGGAGGCAGAAAGGGAGCAAGAACGACUUGCAAUGGAGUCACAUGCAAGAAGGCAGAAAGAAGCAGAUGACAAGAGGGAGCAGGAACGGGUUGUUGAGCAGCAAAAGAAACUCGACAACUUGAUCAAACAGCAACUCAGGGAACUUCGCCCAGAUAUUCCUUUCGAGGCAUUAAGAGUCAAUCAGGCAUUAGUGGAAUCUAACAGGCUGCUGGGCAAAGAACGGCCAUUUACUCUGCCCAAAAGAUCAAAAAAUGUGACUAUCGAUAAAGCAGAAGAUAGGGGCGUACUUGGUGGUGUAUCCGUAGAGAGGGACGUUGAGAAAGGGAAGAAUCUUGAAAAAAUGAUUGCUGUAGAUGAUACUGUUAUGUCUAUUUCUCCCGAGGAUAUUAGAAGAAUAGCAAAGAAUAUCAAUGAAGAGAGGAGAAAAAGAAAGGCAGCCGCCGCCAAUGCCAAUACCGCCAUUCUCGAGGUCAUAGCGACAGAGGAUGCCCGAUCCAAGGAGCAAAAACGGCCGAAGUCUAGGACAUCUACUAAGAAGCCAAUAUUGAUAAAAGUUUCGCAUCAAACUGAAUCUGGCGAGCCUUCUGAGCCCGGCAAAGCACCCAAGUUAGUCAGGAUAGAACGAUUUAGUAAGGGCAAAGAGGUCGAGAAACCAAUGGUUUCCCCAAUUAUUUCACCACACCCAGAGCCUUCCAAGGUGCCCCUAUCUGAUCCCGUAUCACAGGCGAAAGCACAGAUACCGGCCAAGAAAACAAGACUCAUCAAGAAAGUGGUUUACUAUUAUGAUGAGGAUUUGACAAUGAAUGUCCCAGUUGAAGAAGAGGUUGAGGAGGAGUAUGAGGAUGAAGGUGUCCUGGCUGAAGAAAUCGCAAAGCAAAACAUGGAGGAAAAUGAGUCGACGUCUGAGUUUGAAGAAGGUUUGAUCAAAAACCCUCUUGCGCCUCCUCCAAUUCCAGCGAAGAUCCCGCUUGAUGCUCCAGAGACACCUGCCGAAGACGUCACUAUUCUCCCGGAACGUGUUCAGAAAGUAGUCAACCGUCUGGCUGCCCACGACCCAGACCAAUGCACUGUUUGCCAUCGCGAGAACAAACUUCGAACUAAAGAAGAAGAACAACGGAAUGCAAACCCACUUGCUGAUAUCGAUAACUCCAUGGCCAUCCCCGCUCCUGUGCUUGAGCUUGCUUCAAAGAAAAAGGCUGCUAUUAAAGCCCAUGAUGGAUAUGAAGAAGAGCCAACUCCAAGACCUUCGCAGGCUCCUCGAAGACAACUUUCAAAAGUUGUUAGGCAGCUUCAAGAUGAGUUCUCUCAUCUCAAACUGAACUACCAAGAAAAGGCGGAUGAAUUUAUGAAUCUGGACCCCACCAUCGGCAAGAAGCGUAGAAAGAUGCUUACCAACGAGAUGAAUGAGCUUGUUGCCGACAUGGACUACAAAUGCGACCAAAUCUACGCCCUCUACGAUGUCAAUGAAGAGUUUGUCAGAGGGUCCGAUUACGAUGAGGAAGAGGACCUUCGAGUCGGCAAUGAUGACGAGCGUGAAUCCGACCGUGGCAGAGCCGAAACGGAUGACGAGGACGAGUACGAUAUGACAGGGUUCACAAUUCCUGAGAUGUCAGCAAUCGAAGAUUCCAGUGAAGCCAGCGAUGAUGAAGAGGAGGGGGCUCGCCGAUAA
Morchella importuna is the source of this 3636-nucleotide messenger RNA. RefSeq lists its product as uncharacterized. NCBI's taxonomy places the organism in Eukaryota, Fungi, Ascomycota, Pezizomycetes, Pezizales, Morchellaceae. The coding region runs from base 1 to 3636 and encodes 1211 amino acids. The record is from RefSeq and is a predicted model, not a curated record. The transcript has 4 exons. Gene Ontology annotation, molecular function: microtubule binding.